GCUAGUGCGCAAAGUCCGCACCGCCUCCGCCCCCUUCCUUCACGCGCACAUCAAAAAGGUUUCAUCAGAAAGAAAAAAAAAAUUGUUAGGCCGUGAUCGAGGCUCCGCUCGAUAGAGCACUGAAGCAGGGCGGCAAGGAGGAGAGGCCAUGGCGGCCAUGAAGCUCCCCGAGCUGGCGCUGAGGGUGUGCGUGAUCCCGCUCGCCGUGGCCUCGCUAUGGGAGAUGGCCACCAACAGGCAGGUCGACGACACCUACGGGGAGGUCAGGUUCUCCAAUCUCUCCGGCUUCACCUAUUUGGUUGGCAUCAACGCCGUUACAGCUGCCUACGCGGUAGCAUCCAUCUUGCUGUCGUCGUUCAAGUCCUUCGCUCGGUAUGACUGGCUGAUUCUCGUCCUGGAUCAGGCGUCGGCGUACCUGCUGGUGACGUCGGCCUCGGCGGCGGCGGAGGUACUGCAGCUGGCACGCCGCGGCGACCGGGACGUGUCGUGGGGCGAGGUCUGCUCCUACUUCAGCCGGUUCUGCGGCAAGGCCACCGUGUCCGUGGCGCUGCACGCCGCCGCGCUCGCCUGCUUCGUCGCGCUCUCCCUAGUGUCCGCCUUCAGAGUGUUCAGCAAGUGCCAUCCCCCCGGCGGCGUCUCCUCUCACGCCAACUACUCUGAUGAGCCCAAGCACGCGCAGGAGGAGCAAGGCAAGUAGACUAGACUACUGGUGCUGCCGGCAGGCUAGCUGAUUGGCCUUUGAUCUCAAGUUAAAUUAGCUGCUGUUUUUGUGCGUUGAUGCUGUCAUGUGCUGUUCUAGCUACUAAAGCAAUCGAUAGUGAGUGUGAGCCGCCAAUAAUAGGCCAUGCCUCUGCUGCUGUAACCUGUAGGAACCUGAAAUAAUGCACGGAAUGAAGGCUCGUCUCGGUCGCUGGCACAUGGACCAGGGCAACCAAGAUGUGACUGGCCUAAUGCGGACAACAUGGUCAAAUUAUGGAUUAAUUAGGUUUAAUAGAUUCGUAUCGCGAA
Messenger RNA from Setaria italica (foxtail millet), 1008 nucleotides. Its product is annotated as CASP-like protein 2D1. The transcript is spliced from 3 exons. Bases 149 to 697 code for a protein of 182 amino acids. Lineage: Eukaryota; Viridiplantae; Streptophyta; Magnoliopsida; Poales; Poaceae. The record is from RefSeq and is a predicted model, not a curated record.